Molecule: messenger RNA, 10154 nt
Organism: Candoia aspera
Lineage: Eukaryota; Metazoa; Chordata; Lepidosauria; Squamata; Candoiidae
Gene: UNC80
Product: unc-80 homolog, NALCN channel complex subunit
Exons: 64
Coding region: 16-9861 (3281 amino acids)
Biological process (GO): monoatomic cation homeostasis
Cellular component (GO): cation channel complex; axon
Molecular function (GO): monoatomic cation channel activity
Source: RefSeq, a predicted model, not a curated record
CCAGGAACCGGCACCAUGGUGAAAAGGAAAAGCUCGGAAGGGCACGACCAGGAGAGCGGCCGAGGGGUUCCGCUGCCUAUCCAGACCUUCCUGUGGCGGCAAACCAGUGCAUUUUUGAGACCCAAACUGGGAAAACAAUAUGAAGCUUCAUGUGUGUCCUUUGAAAGAGUUUUGGUUGAAAACAAGCUGCAUGGUCUUUCACCAGCUCUUUCUGAAGCCAUCCAGAGCAUUUCACGCUGGGAAUUGGUUCAAGCUGCCUUACCACAUGUCCUUCACUGCACAGCCACUCUGCUUUCCAACCGGAACAAGUUAGGACAUCAGGACAAACUUGGUGUUGCUGAGACAAAACUCCUUCACACUCUCCAUUGGAUGUUGCUAGAAGCACCCCAAGACUGUAGCAAUGACCACUUUGGAGGAUCAGGAGACAGAGGAUCAAGCUGGAGAGGAAGCAGCAGUGCUUUUAUCCACCAGAUUGAAAACCAAGGAUCUCCAGGGCAAUCGAGAUGUGACAGUACCAAUGAGGAAGAAGAGAACAGCAGAAGGAAGUUUUUUCAGAAUUCAAUGGCUACUGUGGAGCUUUUUGUAUUUUUGUUUGCUCCUCUGGUUCAUAGGAUAAAAGAAUCUGAUCUGACUUUUCGUCUUGCCAGUGGUCUGGUUAUUUGGCAGCCAAUGUGGGAACAUAGGCAGCCAGAAGUCACUGCCUUUACUGCACUGGUUAAGCCCAUCAGGAAUAUAAUCACAGCAAAGAGGAGUUCUCCAAUCAAAAACCGGGGUCUUACAUGUGAAUCUCCUAAUCUGGAUGCUGAGCAUACAGAGGGCCUGCAGAUAGUGUGUGAAUCAACCGAAUUGGACUCCAUUCCACCAAGGCGGGCCUUCCUAGGCUGCCACCGUGGAAAUUCCACUGAUGGGAGCAUCUCAUCCCAAGCAUCCCAAGAGAAAGGACCCCCCUACCCUAGGAUGUCCUUGGUGAUCCCACCGUGCCAAAAGUCCCGCUAUGCCACUUACUUUGAUGUUGCUGUAUUACGAUGCCUGCUUCAGCCACACUGGUCCGAGGAAGGCACCCAGUGGUCCUUGAUGUAUUAUCUCCAGAGGCUGCGCCACAUGUUAGAAGAAAAGCCAGAGAAAUCACUUGACCCAGACGUCCCCCCAUUGCCAAGGCCGCGCAGUAGUUCCAUGGUGGCUGCUGCUCCCUCACUAGUCAAUACCCACAAAACACAGGAUCUCACAAUGAAAUGCAACGAGGAAGAAAAAUCAUUAAGUACCGAAGCUUUUGCUAAAGUAUCCCUAACUAACCUGAGGAGGCCAGCAGUUCCAGAUCUCUCCUCUGAUUUGGGAAUGAAUAUAUUUAAAAAGUUCAAGAGCCGCAAGGAGGAUCGUGAACGCAAGGGCUCCAUUCCCUUCCACCACACAGGGAAGAAAAGACAACGACGAACAGGGGUGCCCUUCCUGCUCCAUGAAGACCAUUUGGAUGUAUCACCGACUCGGAGCACAUUCUCUUUUGGCAGCUUCUCUGGGAUUGGUGAAGACAGGCGUGGCAUUGAGAGAGGAGGGUGGCAAACCACUAUCCUAGGGAGAUUUACUAGGCGGGGAAGCUCCGAUACGGCAACUGAGAUGGGGGGUCUGAGUGCUCGGCAUUCCCAUUCCCAUCAUACGUUGGUUACGGACCUGCCAGACCACUCCAACAGCCACGGUGAGGUGAUACUCAGAAUACGUUCCCAAAUUUCUACCAUCACAGUGGCCACCUUCAAUACCACUCUGGCCUCUUUCAAUGUGGGCUAUGCCGACUUCUUCAGUGAGCACAUGCGCAAGCUGUGCAACCAGGUGCCCAUACCAGAAAUGCCCCAUGAGCCCCUGGCAUGUGCCAAUCUCCCUCGAAGUCUGACAGAUUCGUGCAUCAACUAUAGUUGCCUAGAAGAUACAGAUCACAUAGAUGGGACCAGCAACUUUGUCCACAAGAAUGGCAUGUUGGAUCUUUCGGUGGUUCUUAAAGCAGUUUACUUGGUCCUGAAUCAUGACAUCAGCUCCCGAAUCUGUGAUGUGGCCCUCAAUAUUGUGGAAUGCCUGCUUCAGCUUGGUGUGGUGCCCUGUGUGGAGAAGGUCAGAAGGAAAAGUGAGAAUAAAGAGAACGAGACCAGUGAGAAGAGGCAAAGCGAGACCUCCUUUCAACUCAAGGGGGUUCUGACUACCUCCGCAUCUGGAUUUGGGACUGCUCCAGUCAUGGGAACAGGAGAUGGUGGUGGAGAAGGAGGAGGAGGAGUUGGAAGUGCUGCUGGAGGAGGAGGAGGUGGUGGAGGAGGAGGAGGAGGAGAUGGAGGAGGAGGAGGAGGAGGAGGGGGAGAAGGUGGAGGAAGAUCUUCUGAAAAGAAUGAUAAAAAGGAAGACAAGGAUGAAAAUACUCCAGUAAGCACGCAUAGGCUGGCUCUGACAAUGCUGAUAAAAAUUGUGAAGUCUCUCGGCUGUGCAUACGGCUGUGGAGAAGGUCACCGAGGACUCUCUGGAGAUCGUCUGAGGCAUCAGGCUCAGAAUUGCCUUACAAAGCUAUAUAAGCUGGAUAAGAUGCAGUUUCGUCAGACAAUGAGAGAUUAUGUGAACAAGGAUUCACUGAACAACGUGGUGGAUUUUUUACAUGCUUUGCUAGGAUUCUGCAUGGAGCCAGUCACUGACAACAAGGCUGGUUUUGGAAAUAACUUUACCACCAUGGACAACAAGUCUACAGCCCAAAGUAUUGAAGGCAUUAUUGUCAGUGCCAUGUUCAAAUCUCUGAUCACCCGCUGUGCCUCUACUACACAUGAGCUCCAUAGUCCUGAGAAUCUGGGUUUGUACUGUGACAUCCGACAGCUGGUCCAGUUUAUCAAGGAGGCUCAUGGAAAUGUUUUCAGAAGGGUAGCUCUCAGUGCACUUUUGGACAGUGCAGAAAAGUUGAUUCCAGGCAGAAAAACAGAAGAAAAUACUGAACAAGAGCCCAAACCAUCAGGGAGUAAAAAAUCUGAAGUAGGAAGUGUUGUUAUUGAUAAAGGACAGCUAUCUUCUGCUCCUGAUGAAUGUCGUAGCUAUACCUCAGGCCGCCCAAUGCAAAAUCCUGAGCAUGAUGAACAAAUGCAAGGAGCAGCUUUAGGCCGCAAGGAUUUCUGGCGAAAAAUGUUUAAAUCUCAGAGUGCAGCAAGCGAUACCAGCAGCCAGUCGGAGCCAGACACCUCCGAAUGCACAACUGCACACUCAGGAACGACCACUGAGAGGCGCUCCCGCUCCCGCUCUAGACGGAUCUCCCUGAGAAAGAAACUCAAACUCCCGCUAGGUUGUUCAAUUAUUGGGAACUGGCUGAAACGUUCAUCAAUUUCUGGUCUGGCAGAUGGUGUAGAAGAUCUUCUGGAUAUCAGCUCUGUAGAUCGUCUCUCUUUCAUCAGGCAGAGCUCCAGGGUGAAAUUUACUAGUGCAGUGAAGCUAUCAGAAGGCGGGCCUGGAAGUGGCAUGGAGAAUGGGCGUGAAGAAGAGGAGAAUUUUUUCAAGCGUCUUGGUUGCCAGACUUAUGAGGAUCAUCUGGCUUCUAACCAAGAGGGAAACAAAUCCAAGAAUGUGGUGAACCUGGGAGCCAUACGGCAAGGCAUGAAGCGGUUUCAGUUUCUCUUAAACUGCUGUGAACCAGGAACAAUCCCUGAUGCUUCUAUCCUUGCAGCUGCUCUUGAUCUUGAGGCACCGGUGGUGGCAAGGGCAGCCCUUUUCUUGGAAUGUGCUCGCUUUGUGCACCGCUGCAACCGAGGCAACUGGCCAGAAUGGAUGAAGGGGCAUCAUGUGAACAUUACUAAGAAAGGCCUUUCUCGUGGGCGCUCUCCGAUUGUGGGGAAUAAACGAAACCAGAAGUUACAGUGGCAUGCGGCCAAGCUCUUCUACCAGUGGGGGGAAGCAAUUGGAGUCCGUCUCAACGAGCUUUGCCAUUGUGAGAGUGAGAGCCCAGCCAACCUGCUAGGCCUCAUUUAUGAUGAGGAGACCAAGAGGAGGCUGAGAAAGGAGGAUGAGGAAGAAGACUUUUUAGAUGACAGUACUGUGAAUCCUACCAAAUGUUGUUGUCCUUUUGCCUUGAAGAUGGCAGCAUGUCAGCUUCUCCUGGAGAUCACCACUUUUCUUCGAGAGACCUUUCCAUACAUGCCCAGGCCACGUACUGAACCUCUUGUGGAUCUGGAGAGUUGCAGGUUGCGUUUGGACCCUGAGAUGGACCGACACAGGUAUGAGAGGAAGAUCAGCUUUGCUGGGGUUUUGGAUGAAAAUGAAGAUUCAAAAGAUUCCUUACACAGCAGCAGUCAUACCUUGAAGUCUGACACAGGUUGUGAAGAGAAGAAAGAAGGAAGCCCUUGGAGUGCAAGUGAACCUAGUAUAGAACCUGAAGUGCUCAGCAGCACUGGAACAGAAGAUAACUAUCACCGGAAUAUGUCUUGGCUGCAUGUGAUGAUCCUGCUAUGCAACCAGCAGAGUUUCAUCUGUACCCAUAUUGAUUAUUGCCACCCUCACUGCUACCUCCACCACAGCCGUUCUUGUGCACGCCUUGUCCGGGCCAUCAAACUUUUAUACGGAGACACUGUGGAUUCACUCAAAGAAAAUACCUUACUAAACAGUGUGGCCAGAGGCAAAAAACAAAAAGAGUGUUCAGACAAGUCAUGCCUCAGAACACCGUCCCUGAAGAAAAGAGUGAUGGAUUCUAAUCUUGAAGGAAAAAAAGACUCUGGAAUGCUGAAAUAUAUAAGGCAUCAGGUGAUGAGCCUGUCUCCAGCACCACUUUCACUGUUAAUCAAGGCAGCUCCCAUCCUCACCGAAGAGAUGUACGGGGACAUCCAGCCUGCAGCAUGGGAGUUGUUGCUCAGUAUGGAUGAGCACAUGGCUGGUGCAGCAGCUGCUAUGUUCCUUCUCUGUGCUGUGAAAGUACCAGAGGCAGUUUCAGAUAUGCUGAUGUCUGAAUUUCAUCACUCGGAAGCAGUGCAGAGAUUGAAUGCCAUUCUGAAGUUCCACACUCUCUGGAGAUUUAGAUAUCAAGUAUGGCCUCGCAUGGAGGAAGGUGCUCAACAAAUCUUUAAGAUUCCUCCACCAAGCAUUAACUUCACCCUGCCCUCUCCAGUGCUUGGAAUGCCAUCUGUCCCCAUGUUUGACCCUCCAUGGGUUCCCCAGUGCAGUGGGAGUGUGCAGGACCCCAUCAAUGAGGAUCAAUCUAAGUCGUUUUCAGCCCGGGCAGUGUCACGUUCUCAUCAACGAGCGGAACACAUUCUGAAAAACCUGCAGCAGGAAGAGGAGAAGAAACGUCUGGGCCGAGAAGCUAGUCUCAUCACUGCCAUCCCCAUCACCCAGGAAGCUUGCUACGAGCCCAGCUGUUCCCCAAGCUCAGAGCAGGAGGAAGAAGUAGAAGAAGUCACCAACCUGGCAUCACGCCGUCUGUCUGUGAGUCCAUCAUGUACUUCCAGUACAUCACAUAGAAACUAUUCUUUUCGACGUGGCUCAGUUUGGUCAGUGCGUUCAGCAGUCAGUGCUGAAGAUGAAGAGCAUACAACAGAGCACACACCAAAUCAUCACGUGCCGCAGCCCCCACAGGCAGUGUUCCCUGCAUGCAUUUGUGCCGCUGUGCUUCCAAUUGUUCACUUGAUGGAAGAUGGAGAAGUCCGUGAAGACGGAGUAGCAGUGAGUGCAGUGGCUCAACAAGUCUUGUGGAACUGUCUCAUUGAAGAUCCCUCCACAGUUCUUCGACAUUUUCUGGAGAAACUCACUAUCAGUAACCGACAGGAUGAAUUGAUGUAUAUGCUGAGAAAACUUUUAUUGAACAUUGGAGACUUUCCUGCUCAGACAUCCCAUAUCCUCUUCAAUUACUUGGUGGGACUGAUCAUGUAUUUUGUGCGCACACCAUGUGAAUGGGGCAUGGAUGCCAUUUCAGCCACUCUGACCUUUCUUUGGGAAGUGGUGGGCUAUGUAGAAGGACUGUUCUUCAAGGAUCUCAAACAAACUAUGAAGAAGGAACAAUGUGAAGUGAAGCUGCUGGUUACUGCCUCAAUGCCAGGCACCAAGACCCUAGUAGUUCAUGGGCAGAAUGAAUGUGAUAUCCCAACCCAGCUACCAGUCCAUGAAGACACUCAGUUUGAAGCUCUCUUAAAGGAGUGUCUGGAAUUUUUUAACAUACCUGAAUCCCAGUCUUCCAACUAUUUUUUAAUGGAUAAGCGGUGGAACCUUAUUCAUUAUAAUAAGACCUAUGUUCGUGACAUUUACCCAUUUCGUAGAUCAGUAUCUCCCCAACUGAAUCUGGUACACAUGCACCCAGAAAAGGGACAAGAACUCAUUCAAAAACAGGUAUUUACCCGCAAGUUAGAAGAAGUGGGUCGAGUGCUGUUUCUUAUUUCUCUGACUCAGAAGAUUCCUGUGGCUCACAAGCAGUCCCAUGUAUCUCUGCUGCAAGAGGACCUUCUCCGCCUGCCCUCAUUCCCCCGUAGUGCCAUUGAUGCAGAAUUCUCACUCUUCAAUGAUCCACAAGCUGGCAAGGAACUCUUUGGCCUGGAUACACUUCAGAAAAGCUUAUGGAUUAAAUUGCUAGAGGAGAUGUUUCUAGGGAUGCCCAGUGAGUUUCCCUGGGGGGAUGAAAUCAUGCUGUUCCUGAAUGUAUUCAAUGGAGCCCUGAUCCUACACCCGGAGGACAGUGCCUUGUUGAGGCAAUAUGCUGCUACUGUGAUCAACACCGCUGUACAUUUCAACCACCUCUUCUCUCUCAGUGGGUACCAGUGGAUCCUUCCCACUAUGCUGCAGGUAUACGCUGACUAUGAGAGUAAUCCACAGCUGCGCCAAGCAAUUGAGUUUGCCUGCCGUCAGUUUUACGUUCUACAUCGUAAGCCUUUUGUGCUGCAAUUGUUUGCUAGUGUUGCCCCGCUUCUGGAGUUUCCUGAUGCUGCAUACAAUGGACCCAGCAAGGGAGUGUCUGCUCAGUGCCUGUUUGAUCUCCUACAGUCCUUAGAAGGAGAUACUCCUGACAAUCUGGAUAUUCUAGAGUUGGUAAAAGCAGAGAAGCCUCUGAAAUCACUAGAUUUCUGCUAUGGCAAUGAGGACCUGACUUUUUCAAUCAGUGAGGCCAUCAAGUUGUGUGUAACAGUUGUGGCAUAUGCACCUGAGUCUUUCAGAAGUCUUCAGAUGCUGAUGGUCCUUGAAGCUCUAGUGCCCUGUUACUUGCAGAAACUUAAGAGGCAAACCUCCCAAGUGGAAACCGUGACAGCUGCUCGAGAAGAGAUUGCUGCUACAGCUGCUCUUGCGACAUCCUUGCAAGCACUCUUGUAUAGUGUGGAAGUUCUUACUCGGCCAAUGACUGCACCUCAGAUGAGUCGCUGUGAUCAAGGCCAUAAAGGAACCACCACUGCUAACCAUACUAUGUCAGCUGGAACAAAUACCAGGUACCCAGAGCAAGGAGCCAAACUGCAUUUUAUCAGAGAAAAUCUUCAUUUGCUAGAGGAAGGCCAAGGCAUCCAGCGGGAGGAGCUGGAUGAACGUAUUGCUAGGGAAGAAUUUCGGCGACCCCGCGAGUCCCUGCUGAAUAUAUGCACUGAGUUCUACAGACACUGUGGCCCCCGGCUGAAGAUUUUACAGAACCUGGCUGGAGAGCCCAGGGUGACUUCUUUAGAGCUAUUGGAUGUUAAGUCUCAUAUGAGAUUGGCAGAGAUUGCACAUUCCCUUCUGAAGCUGGCGCCUUAUGACACCCAGACGAUGGAGAGCCGUGGCCUCCGGCGGUACAUCAUGGAAAUGCUGCCCAUCACCGACUGGACUGCUGAGACAGUGAGGCCUGCUCUUAUCCUCAUCUUGAAAAGACUGGAUCGUAUGUUCAAUAAAAUUCACAAGAUGCCUACUUUGAGGAGACAGGUUGAAUGGGAGCCUGCCAGCAAUUUGAUUGAAGGGGUUUGUUUGACACUGCAGAGGCAGCCAAUCAUAUCCUUCCUGCCUCAUCUUAGGUCACUGAUCAAUGUCUGUGUCAAUCUGGUGAUGGGAGUAGUAGGACCUUCCAGUGUGGCCGAUGGAUUACCCCUUCUUCAUCUCAGCCCUUAUCUCUCGCCACCUCUACCCUUCAGCACAGCUGUUGUCCGGCUUGUAGCAUUGCAGAUUCAGGCUUUGAAAGAAGAUUUUCCCUUAAGCCAUGUGAUCUCCCCAUUCACCAAUCAGGAGAGAAGGGAAGGAAUGCUUUUAAAUCUACUGAUUCCAUUUGUGCUCACAGUAGGAUCAGGAAGCAAAGACAGCCCUUGGCUGGAGCAGCCUGAAGUUCUCCUGCUGCUCCAGACAGUCAUUAACAUUUUACUGCCACCUCGCAUUAUUAGCACUUCACGCAGUAAGAACUUCAUGUUGGAGAGCUCCCCUGCUCACUGCUCCACUCCAGGAGAUGCAGGGAAGGACCUGCGUAAGGAAGGGCUAGCUGAAUCCACUAGUCAAGCGGCCUACCUGGCUUUGAAGGUGAUCCUUGUUUGUUUUGAGCGGCAGCUUGGUAGCCAAUGGUAUUGGCUGAGUCUGCAAGUCAAAGAGAUGGCUUUGCGAAAAGUUGGAGGGCUGGCCCUAUGGGAUUUCCUGGAUUUUAUUGUUCGCACUCGAAUUCCUAUUUUUGUACUUCUUCGCCCCUUCAUUCAAUGCAAGUUGCUAGCCCAGCCAGCUGAGAAUCAUGAGGAACUGACUGCCCGACAACACAUCGCUGACCAGCUGGAGCGGCGCUUCAUCCCCCGCCCUCUUUGUAAGAGUUCUCUCAUUGCAGAAUUCAAUAAUGAACUGAAGAUCCUCAAGGAGGCUGUGCAUAGUGGAUCAGCUUACCAAGGGAAGACCUCCAUCAGCACUGUGGGAACCUCCACCUCUGCCUAUCGACUGAGCCUUGCCACUAUGUCUCGCUCCAAUACCGGCACGGGAACCGUCUGGGAGCAGGAUAGUGAGCCUUCUCAGCAGGCCUCCCAGGAUACUCUAAGCAGGACAGAUGAAGAAGAUGAAGAAAAUGACUCAGUGAGCAUGCCCAGUGUGGUAAGUGAACAGGAAGCAUACCUUAUGGGUACCAUUGGGAGGAGGCGAUUCUCCAGCCAUCUCUCCAGCAUGUCUGCACCUCAGGCUGAAGUGGGCAUGUUACCCAGUCAAAGGGUAGCAAGUGUGCAGAGUGAACCUGGACACCACAAUCUCCUCCUUCAGCAACCAUUAGGGAGAAAAAGAGGUCUAAGGCAGCUAAGGAGGCCUCUUUUAUCACGCCAGAAAACCCAAACUGAGCCUCACAGCCGUCAUGGAGCACGACUUUCAACAACACGUAGAAGCAUACAGCCCAAAGCAAAACCAACUGUGGAUCAAAAACGAUCUGUAACCUUCACUGAAGCUCAGUCAGAGGCAUCAGCUUCAAAAUCUGAUCCCACACCUAUUACAGCCCAGCAGCAACAAUGCAGCAAAAGGAACAGCCCCACAGAAGGUACCAUGCAGGAAGUUACCAAUAAAUCUGUUGUGACAUCAUCACCUACUAUUAUUGUUGCAGAUCUCCACAGUCAAGUCUCUUCCCAUCAGCCCACCUUUUCUCCAGGAGCAAAAGGCAGUAUACACGGCUCCAUCUUAUCAUCACAAAAGCCCUGUGAGGUUGAGACACUUGCUGCUGGAAAGGAUAAAAAAAAGGAGGAGGAUUCAGAGCAAAAGUCAGCACCUGCUCAUAGUACCUCUCCAACCACACAGCUUUCUGACACUGAGGACUUUACAGGCCUGGAAACAACCAGCUUACUGCAGCAUGAAGAUACUGUGCUUCACAUAAGUGAAGACAAUGGGAUGGAGAAUCCCCUUCUUUCCAGCCAGUUCAAUUUCACACACGUUGAAAUGGGGCCAACUGAUGUUGGCCUGGAUGAGUCACAUGUUUGACUUGAAACUGUAGUACAGUAGAGGAAGCAAAGACUUUCCUCUAAUCUUCAUAGCUCUCCAUAAGUAAUUGAAAGAGCACUUUAUACACAAUGAGAGGUAUCUCAUAUCCUGUUUGGUAGAGGCGGGUCAAUCUAUUUCAUAAACUAAGCUAUGCCUUUGGAAGAUCUAGUUGGACUCAGGACACACUGUAAGAUCAAACAACAACUUGGAAUGUUCUUAGACAUAGAACUUACUCACGACAUAUCAAUCCUCUGCUUCUUAGCCUCUUCAAUAAAAUAUUACAUUAAACACAA